Miscanthus lutarioriparius is the source of this 1500-nucleotide messenger RNA. NCBI's taxonomy places the organism in Eukaryota, Viridiplantae, Streptophyta, Magnoliopsida, Poales, Poaceae. The record is from the annotation of a GenBank genome assembly.
AUGAUGCGCCUCUCUCCGCACGCUUCCUCCCCCCUGCGCGCUGUCCUCUCCAGGCGUGCGCGCGCCCUGCCUUCCAUGGUUGGCCUUGGGGGUACUGAGUACCUGCUGUUCUCCAUGGCCAGCCUUGGGUGCGUCGCUGUCGUGCUGUACUCCAUGGCCGGCGUGGGGGACGGCGACGGGGAGGCGUUGCAGUCACGCCGCCAAGGUGAGCAGGGGCCGGCCAUGGUGUGCGGGGCAGGCGGGAACCUGCCGCCCGUCCCCGCGCGCUGGCGCGGCGGCUGCGACGCCGGGCCGGGGUUCCCGGCCUCGUCCUGCGACAGGAAGCUGGUGGGUGCGCGGUUCUUCUCGCAGGGCCACGGCGCGCACUUUAGCGCCGCGGCCGUCGCGUCCAACGGCUCCGUCGAGUUCAUGUCGCCCCGUGACGCGGACGGCCACGGCACGCACACCGCCACGACCGCCGCGGGCAGCGUCGCGUACGACGCCAGCAUGGAGGGCUACGCGUCCGGGGUCGCCAAGGGCGUCGCGCCAAAGGCCAGGGUGGCCGCCUACAAGGUCUGCUGGAAGGGCGCCGGCUGCAUGGACUCCGACAUCCUCGCGGGCUUCGACCGCGCCGUCGCCGAUGGCGUCGACGUCAUCUCCGUUUCAAUCGGCGGCGGCAGCGGUGUCACGGCUCCGUUCUACCUCGACCCGAUCGCGAUCGGCGCGUACGGUGCAGUCUCCCGGGGAGUGUUCGUGGCCACCUCUGCCGGAAACGAAGGGCCGACCUCCAUGUCAGUGACCAACCUCGCCCCGUGGCUAGCCACCGUUGGCGCCGGCACCAUCGACCGUAAUUUCCCCGCUGAAAUCGUGCUGGGCAACGGCAGACGCUUGUCAGGUGUGUCCCUGUACUCCGGGAAGCCUCUAGCCAAUUCAUCUCUGUCUCUGUACUACCCUGGGAGGACUGGCGGGCUCUCCGCUUCGCUGUGCAUGGAGAACUCCAUCGACCCUUCACUGGUGAAAGGCAAGAUCGUCGUCUGCGACCGCGGCAGCAGCCCGCGUGUGGCCAAGGGAAUGGUCGUCAAGGAAGCUGGUGGCGCGGCGAUGGUUCUUACUAAUGGAGAGGCCAACGGCAAGGGGCUGGUUGGAGACGCCCACGUCCUCCCUGCUUGCGCGGUGGGCGAGAAGGAGGGCGACACGGUCAAAGCGUAUGCUGCAAACGCCUCCAACCGGACGGCGACAAUUAGCUUCGGGGGCACGGUCAUCGCCGUCAAGCCGGCACCCGUGGUGGCCUCCUUCUCGGCGCGUGGACCCAACGGGCUCGUCCCGGAAAUUCUCAAGCCAGACUUCAUCGCGCCGGGCGUCAACAUCCUCGCCGCGUGGACGGGCGCCACGGGCCCGACCGGCCUGGAGGGCGAUGCCCGCCGCACGGAGUUCAACAUCCUGUCCGGGACGUCCAUGGCGUGCCCGCACGCGAGCGACGCCGCCAAGACUCCACACAUAGCACAGUUCCAGUACCUCUGA